Molecule: messenger RNA, 1382 nt
Organism: Anoplophora glabripennis (Asian longhorned beetle)
Lineage: Eukaryota; Metazoa; Arthropoda; Insecta; Coleoptera; Cerambycidae
Product: fructose-1,6-bisphosphatase 1
Exons: 4
Coding region: 69-1082 (337 amino acids)
Biological process (GO): sucrose biosynthetic process; fructose metabolic process; fructose 6-phosphate metabolic process
Cellular component (GO): cytoplasm; cytosol
Molecular function (GO): fructose 1,6-bisphosphate 1-phosphatase activity
Source: RefSeq, a predicted model, not a curated record
UUAUCUAUUUUACAGACACCCGCGUUCAGUAUUCUGUUCAGUUCGCGUUGUAGCAGCCGUGUGGAAACAUGACGAGUCACGCUCUAGAUUCUAAUUGCAUAACGCUGACCAGGUUUUUCCUGGAGGAGCAGAAGAGAUUCAAACAGGCUACGGGGGAGCUAACGCAACUUCUCAACGCCAUCCAGACGGCCGUGAAAGUGGUCAGUAGCGCCGUGAGGAAAGCCGGCAUCACGCAAUUAUUUGGAACCGUGGGAGAAACAAAUGUACAGGGCGAAGAAGUAAAAAAACUAGAUGUUUUGGCCAAUGAAUUAUUUAUUAAUAUGCUCCAGUCAUCAUAUACUGUAGCUCUUCUAAUUUCAGAAGAAAACGAAACUGUCAUAGAGAUAGAACUUGAUAACAGAGGCAAGUACAUAGUGGCCUUUGACCCCUUGGACGGCUCCUCUAACAUAGACUGUCUCGUAUCCAUCGGUUCCAUCUUCGCCAUCCUGAAAAAGGAGGACAACACCAUACCUAGCCUUAAAGAUGCUCUUCAACCAGGAAGGAACGUAGUGGCUGCUGGAUACGCACUGUACGGAAGCGCCACCAUGAUGGUCAUCUCCACGGGAAAUGGCGUCCACGGCUUUAUGUUAGACCCAAGUGUCGGGGAGUUCAUUCUCACAGAUAAGAACAUGACUGUACCAAAUAGAGGCAAAAUCUAUGCUAUAAACGAAGGUUAUAGUUACAUGUGGGAUGAUGCCGUGAAGGAAUAUGUACAGAAUAAGAAGGAUCCGGCUAAAGGCAAGCCGUACAAUGCUAGGUAUGUGGGAUCGAUGGUUGCUGAUGUUCACAGGACGAUUAAGUAUGGGGGUAUCUUUAUUUAUCCCGCCACCACUGCAUCCCCAAAUGGAAAGUUACGUCUGUUAUACGAAUGCAUUCCGAUGGCCUUCUUGGUCACCCAGGCUGGAGGUCUCGCUAGUAACGGAAAGAUACCCAUUUUGGACAUACAACCCACUAGCCUCCACGAGAGAUCUCCGAUUUAUUUGGGAUCUAAGGAGGACGUCGAAGAAGUGCUCGAAAUCAUCAAGAAACAUCAAAAAGAAUGAUAAAAUUCCCACUUUAUUUAGAUUUUAAAAUGUAAGUGUUUAUAAAAGACUGUUUAAGAAGUAUAAUAAUUAUUUUAAAGAAAAAAUCGAUCACCAAUAUCAGUUAAUGUGUAAAAUAUGAUUGGUUUUAUUUUUGUUAUUGGAAUUUGAUAACCUUUUCUAUCACAACAACAUACAUUAUAUCUGAUAAAAGUUGGUAGUUAAUUUUCCACGAUUAUAGGAUUAAACGAAACUACUGAUCCUUUAGGAAUAAAAAAAUUUAUAAAUUUAUUAUAAUAAUUCUGUUAUCUUUAUUUACUU